Tarenaya hassleriana is the source of this 2586-nucleotide messenger RNA. RefSeq names its product nucleolar MIF4G domain-containing protein 1. NCBI's taxonomy places the organism in Eukaryota, Viridiplantae, Streptophyta, Magnoliopsida, Brassicales, Cleomaceae. Gene Ontology annotation, molecular function: RNA binding; protein binding. The record is from RefSeq and is a predicted model, not a curated record. The coding region runs from base 130 to 2457 and encodes 775 amino acids. Gene Ontology annotation, cellular component: nucleolus. The transcript is spliced from 14 exons. Gene Ontology annotation, biological process: ribosomal small subunit biogenesis.
UUUGAUUCUCACUCUCUUCUCCUUCUCUCUUGGCUGUACCUGGCGAAUUCCCGGGCUGGAUCCGAUCCCUUUUCCUCGGCGGUCCAAUUCUGUCGCAGUCUAACUGGACUUGUUGGUCGAGUUUUGAACAUGGGGAAUUCACGUCAUGAUAAGCGAAAAGAGGCUCGUUUGGAGAAGAGUCGACUAAAACACGAAACUUGGCUUCAACGUCAGAGGUUUCAAAAAGGGAAGAAAUUAUCUUUAACUAGUAAAACGAUCAAUUCAGAAGAUAUCCCUGUGACUGAUGACAAGGAAACAGUGCACUUAGAACGGGAGAAUAGUCCUGCUAGUAAUGAGCAUGUGGAGCAAACUUUUCCGGUUGAGAUAGCUGAGACCGAAGUUAAGUCGAAGGAGAAGAAGAUUAGAAAAGCAAACAGUAAGAAGGAUAUGAAGAAAGGUAGGAAAACAAAGUUCGAAGAGUACCUCGAAAUAGAUACCCCGAAAGCAUUCUUAUCUGGCCAAGAGGACUUGGAAUUGGAGAGGAGGCUUGCAAAGAAACUUAGGGUUAAGGAAGGAAAACUAGGGGGAUCAGAUGAUGGUAUCAAUGAGUUAUUUGGAGGAUUUCCAUCUGCCCUUUGCUCUCUGGGAGUGAAACGUAGCAAAUCUGGUAAGAAACGUAAGAAGAAGAGCUCAGAAGAAGGACAGGAUUCUGAGGUUGUAGAUAAGCAAGCGAAUGACGUUUCGGAGCAUGAAGAACUUUGUUUUUCAGAUGAUUCAUUGGAAGACAUAGAGCCAGUUCUUAAACCAUGCAAGAAAAAGAGGCUGCCGAAGGAAGAAUCGGAAAGUCAUCUGAUGGCAAUGGAUGAUAGUGAUCCUUCUGAGACUGUUUCACCAGAAAGUUUGGAGGAAACAAUGCCUAGAGCGGAGAGCAGCACAAAGUACAUUGCUCCUCAUUUGAGAUCUCGGGCAGGAAGUGAACCGGAAGAACACACUCAAACCCGUAGACGGGUAAGAGGUCUUCUUAAUAGGAUGACUGAAUCCAAUGUAGAAUCAAUCACUGCAGAGCUGUCCUCAAUCUAUCGUACUGUUGCUAGAAGUGUGGCGUCACAGAUUUUCUGUGAAGAAGUUUUGGCGUCUUGUGCCAAUGGUCCUCGAGGCAAUGAACAGUAUGCUUCUGUAUUUGCUGCUUUCAUAGCAGGCAUGGCAUGUUCAGUUGGAAUGGACUUCAGCGCAAAACUUAUGGCUAUGCUUGCUAAAUCUUUUGAGGAUGAAUACCAGAAAGAAGACAAUCUCUCUUUGAGGAACGUCACUCUUUUGCUUUCAUAUUUAUGCAUAUUUGGAGUUUGCUCCAGUGAUCUUGUUUAUGAUUUCUUAAUGACACUGGGAAAACGGUUGACUGAAGUUGACGUCUCCACUAUUUUACAUGUUUUACAUUGCUGUGGAAUGAAAAUGAGGAGCGAUGAUCCUCUGGCCAUGAAAAAUUUCAUCAUCAGUAUUCAGAACAGGGCAAAUGAGCUGAAAACAUCGUCAGAAGGGCAGGAAAAAAUAAACACCAAAAGAAUGGAGUUCAUGCUUGAAACCAUUUGCGAGAUCAAGAACAACAAGAAGAGGCCCAAAGAGGAUACAGUCCAACAUACGAGGAUAAAGAAAUGGCUUCAGAAGUUGAGAGUUGAAGAAGUUUUGUUAAGAGGGCUCUCAUGGAGCAAGCUGCUUGAUCCUGAGAAGAAGGGACAGUGGUGGUUGUCGGGUGAUUUGGCGGCUUCUUCAUCGAACCACAACACUGAAGAAGAAUUAGCCAAAACAAUCGACAAAGAGGCCCUCGAGGCCCAGAAAAUGUUAAAGCUCGCUGCUUCACAGAGGAUGAAUACAGAUGCCAGAAAGGCCAUCUUUUGUGUCAUCAUGAGCGGGGAAGAUUACAUCGAUGCGUUCGAGAAGCUUCUAAGAUUGGAUUUGCCCGGAAAGCAGGACAGGGAAAUCAUGAGGGUUCUAGUUGAAUGCUGUUUGCAAGAGAAAGCGUUUAACAAGUACUAUACCGUUCUUGCCUCCAAGUUGUGUGAACAUGACAAGAAUCACAAGUUCACUCUACAGUAUUGCAUUUGGGACCAUUUCAAAGAAGUAGAGUCAAUGUCCUUACAGAGAUCAAUGCAUCUGGCGAAAUUCGUGGCAGAGAUGAUCGCAUCGUUCACUCUCUCCCUCGCGGUACUGAAAUCCGUGGACUUGGCGAAUCCAAAUCAGCUGACUCCGAAGAGAAUAAUGCACUUCCGGAUGCUGUUCGAGGCCAUCUUCGAGCAUCCCGAAAACAUCGUGUGGAAUGUGUUCACUCGGAUAUCGUUGAAUCCCGAUUACGAGCCCCUGCGCGAAGGAAUCAAAUUCUUCGCCAGGGAAUACGUAGUGAAGAAGCCGAACAAAGCAUCGUUCAGAGACAAGUUCACCAAAGCAAAGGAGGCCCUUCACAAUUCAGAAGGAUUUCUCAUGUGAAUGAGGAGAAAAAUGUAAUUUUUAUUUAUUUUUGGUCGAAAUCAAAUCAUCACCCAAAGUGGGAGAAGGCCAAAAGUUUUUUUUCUAGUUUUAUAACAUUAACGGGUCUAAUCAAGUGUUACUUUCAUA